AUUUCAGUUUUUUCUUGCCCAUCAAACUUACUCAACCUCACCCUCUCAUAUAUUUAUAUAUAUAUAUAUAUAUAUAAAUCGUAGCCCAACAGAGAAGCACACAGUCCAGAAGAAAAACACCGUACACGAAACCUAAAAAGCUACAGUGAUUCUGCUGCUGUUUCGAGAAGUGUUGUAAGAUAAUGUCUGGGAGAGGAGGAUACAGUAAAGAGCCAGUGAAGGUUGUGAUAAUCAGUACACAAUACGUUCAAACUGAUGCUGGGAACUUCAAGUCAGUGGUUCAGAAGCUUACAGGGAAGGAUUCUCAUGAUCAUGAUGAUCAGGUGGAAGAAGAGCCUGCUUCUUCUUCUGCUUCUCGAAAAGCAAUAAAUUCAUCAGAGGCCAAAGCUGAGAGUCAUCAUCAUGAGGUUUCUGGGAGCGUUUUUAUUAGAGACGUCUCGUUUAAGGAGUUUGAUAGAAUGCUGAGAGAGAUGCCACCAAUUCAUGAGAUCUGGGAAAAUCCUAAGAUUUUUGGCAGCUUCGGAAGGAAUAAUAAGCACAUCAAGAGCUACCAUCCUUUUGUAUAUAGGGGAAAAAGGUAUGCUAUGUUCUAUUGAAAUUAAAACUUGACAAUUUGAUUAUUGAUAUAUAUCAAUAUUGUAUAAAAGAGUACAUAAAUGAGAAGAUACUGCGCAUAACACAAAAUUAGAAAAGAAAAUACUAGGAUGGAGUUUUAUAGUUAACUCAAAGGACACAAAAAGUUUCCAUUACAUACAAUAUAUAGCAUGAUGGUGUAUGAAAAACCAAAGCAAUGGUGAAGCCGAAGGGAUUUGGCAGGAGCCACGAAUCUCUAAAAAUUAUUUUUUAAUCUCGACCUUCCUGGUACUUAAAUUCCAGCUAUAUAGUUCCACUCCUAAAUAGAAGAAUAUAUGAUAUGACUAGAUUUAGGUAACGAGACCCUGAAAUUUCAAGAUUAUUCAUGAAUUGCAAAUAGUACGUACAACUUUCUUGUAAGAGUGGUAAUAAAAGAAAGGGGGAAGGCUAACAAGGGUGGAAGCGGAGACAAAUUGAUUUAUUGUCAGCAGCACAGAGGCCACCAGUAAUUAAACCUUCUUUAGGUUUUGGGAACAUUUGUCUGCAGGAGAUAUCGCAGUUAGCGUUAUUACAAUUUGGCAUGUUGUGUUCCGUCCCACAAAGCCUUGCAUACGCCUUUGCUUCCUUACUACCUCUACCCACUAAUAUUUUCUUUCUUUCAGACCUCGACACCAUGCAUUAUAUAUAUAUAUGUAUGUAUGUAUAUAUCUAUUUGCAGAAGAAAAUGUGUGUGUGUGUGUGUGUGUAUGCAUAUAUAUAUAUAUAUAUAUAUAUCAUCAUCAUCAUCAUCAUCAAGUUUUAAGACAAUCGACGACUUACCGGAGAUGAG
Messenger RNA from Prosopis cineraria, 1402 nucleotides. Its product is annotated as VQ motif-containing protein 1. The record is from RefSeq and is a predicted model, not a curated record. Bases 183 to 596 code for a protein of 137 amino acids. The transcript is spliced from 2 exons. NCBI's taxonomy places the organism in Eukaryota, Viridiplantae, Streptophyta, Magnoliopsida, Fabales, Fabaceae.